Messenger RNA from Anolis carolinensis (green anole), 6028 nucleotides. Its product is annotated as probable hydrolase PNKD. Gene Ontology annotation, molecular function: hydroxyacylglutathione hydrolase activity. The transcript is spliced from 9 exons. NCBI's taxonomy places the organism in Eukaryota, Metazoa, Chordata, Lepidosauria, Squamata, Anolidae. The record is from RefSeq and is a predicted model, not a curated record. The coding region runs from base 35 to 1120 and encodes 361 amino acids. Gene Ontology annotation, cellular component: mitochondrion.
CCUGCUCGGCUCCCUCCUCCUCCCUGCGCAGAGCAUGGCUUGGCUGGCGGGGCUUCUGCGGCGGAUUGUGGCUUUGCUCGCCGCUUUGCUCGCCUCGUCCUGCCGGGCCUUGGCCAUUGCCGCCUCCAAGGCCCGGGCCGCGCCGCGCCUGCUCCAGCUGCCCAUGGCUUUGGCCGGGCCCCUGCUGUUCCGCAUCGGGUACAAUCUGUAUGCCCACACCCGGCUGGGUUACCUCUUCUACAAGCGGCAGGUAAAGAAAGCACGGGAGCGAUACCCCCAUGGGCAUUCCCUUCCCCAGCCUGCAGUGUUCAGUGGGAUGAAGAUACUGCCUAUCCCUGUUUUGUCCAAUAACUACAGCUACCUUGUUAUUGACAUCGACUCCAACUGUGCUGUCGCUGUGGAUCCCUCUGAUCCUUUGGCUGUGCAGUCAGUCAUUGAAAAAGAGGGAGUAACGCUGGAGGCCAUCCUGUGCACUCACAAGCAUUGGGAUCACAGUGGGGGCAAUGCAGCACUGAAGCGACGGCACAGCUCCUGCAGAGUCUAUGGCAGCAGUUAUGAUGACAUCCCUGAACUGACAGACCCCCUUUCAGACAAGGAGACCAUCACGAUAGGGCGAUUGAACUUCAAGGCCCUUUUCACUCCAGGACAUACUGUGGGACACAUGGUCUACCUACUGGAUGGAAAGCCUUUCGAGGGGCCAGCCUCCCUCUUCUCUGGUGACCUCCUCUUCCUCUCCGGCUGUGGGCGGAUAUUUGAAGGCACCCCAGAAACAAUGUUGACAUCUCUAGACUUGGCAGCUAACCUUGCUGAAGAUACGCUGCUUUGGCCAGGACACGAGUAUGCUUUAGAGUGCCUCAUGUUUGCAAACCUUCUGGAACCGGAGAACCCAUUUCUGUUGCAGAAGUUACAAUGGGUGAAUCAACAGCGAACUGAGAAGAGAAGUACGUGUCCUUCUACCAUUGGCGAGGAAAAACAAUACAAUCCCUUCCUGCGGACACAUUGCCAAGCCAUCCAAGAUGCCAUGGGCCUGCAGCGCCAAAGUGGAGAGGACUGGGACAUCUUCCGGGCCCGGGUGCUGAAGGAAGUGCGGCUGCGGAAAGAUGUCUACAAAGCGAACUAGCAAUAGAGAUGGUGCCAGGCUGGAGUGGGCAAGGUUUUAUCUGUGUGUAGAAGACCAUCAGGGCCUGUGCAAGGAGGAGUCUGGUCACAAAAUGGGCUGUGCCCUACUGAAGAAGGAUCUACUUGAAUGCCGUUGUAACCCCCGAUAUGAAGUGAAUGGCAAAACUGAGGUUCAAACCUGGUUCUUGAGUCCUCCUCCUUCCUUCUGAGAAAGCUUGGUUACCACUGCUGCUUAACCUGAAGAGUGGGACUUACUAGCAGUCUUUUAGUCAAGGGGUCAUUUCAUGGAAACUGUAAUGAAUUUCUUCUUCUUUUCUGAUGGCCCUGUUAUUUUGGAACUUAUCUAUUGGGAGCAGUGGGAGCAAGGUGAAGAGAGGAUUCAGCAACAUAGGCCAGAGCUUAGAAGAGACACUGAGAUCUGUAAUCUCUGACUUGACAAUUUCAUAAUAAGCUUCAUAACUUUAUGCACAGAAAGCGUGCAUGACUGUUUGGGUAUGCCUGUCUAUUGCUCACUCAGGUGGUGGUAAUGCAGGAAGGUAUCUCUUGGAUGUUGUUAUAAGCACAAUUGCAAUCCAUUGUCCAGCUCUCUGGAGACACUAAUGCACAUGGGUGAAUUUUAAGGCCCUAUCUGGUCUUCCAACUCUUGCCAAACAGACAAGAAAGGGCCCUUGCCUUUCCUUUGAGCAGCUAAGACUACAUACUACUGAAGAUUAUCUCCCUUUUGCUCUUCUCUUACCAUGCCUGUUACCUUUUCUUUCAUUUUUUAAAAAAUUGCCUCUAUAGUCAAGAUCAAAGCAUCUCUAACAAGUGGGCCAAGCAUGGAUUUAUGACACAUGUUCUUGGAAGACACAUGUUUAGGCACGUGUCACUUCCAGCAAUUCUGCAGCCGCUUCUGAAAGCACAAAUUCUUAUAUAAGAAUUCGAGUCAACAAUUGCUGUCCUUCUUACAGAUGCAGGAGAACUGAGUAGAAAAAUUGUGAAUGUGUUACUUUUCCCUGAAGGAGGCCUCCCAGUUGGAUACAUGGCUUCUUACUACUGGUUUCAUAUGAAAGUUACUUGUAAGAAUGAUUGUACAUGUUUACUAUGGAGUGUUUAAUUCAGUCCAUAUGGUUGCGUGGUUUCCUGUUGCUACUGUCCUGUAGUCUGUCACUAUAGUAAAGAGUUGCCAUCAGGAGAGGAUGACAGAAUUAAGUGUGUGUUCUUAGAUUCAAUAGCCAGGGCAGUCUUCCUGAACUUGGUGCCCUUCUGGGUUCUGGACUGUAACUCUCAUCAUUUCCAGAAAGCAUGUCCAGCACAGGGCAUCAGGCUGUGGAAGGCUGAUAGCAAAUGGCGUUAGACUGUUUGUUGUUCUGCAAUGCUUAUAUUUGUUCCACAUGUUGGCAGGGUUUACACUUUUGUGUUUCUCCUAUCCUUUAGGCCCUCAGUGUUUGCAAGGACCUGAAAUACUUUUUCUUUCUCUAAAGAACAAAAGGAUUUCUGUGAAAUAAUAAAAGGAAUGUUGUUUCCUUCUUCAGAUGUGUUAAAAUGAUGAAAAGAACAUGUGGUAUGAAAAUAAUGAAACUGAGAAAGUUUGAAAUGUCAUAUACUAUUUGCUUUAACCUCAAGUGAGUGAGAACUUUUUGAGAACCUCUCAAAGGUUAAAUUUUUUAAAAGGAAACCAUUCGUGUUCAUACUGUGAAAUGAAUACUUACACAGAUUUAACUCUACCUGAAGAAGGAUGAAGUCCAGAGCUCGGAAGGUUACUUUUUGGACAAGAACUUCCAGAAUCUCCUAGCCAUCCUGUUCACUAGCAAUAUUAGCUUAAGGAUUUGGGGACUUAUAGUUGAAAAAGUAACUUUCCAAGCUGUGCUUAAAUGUGAAUAAAUGAAGGCUGAGCCACUAAAGUUCAUUACAUUUGGACUACAGUCUAUAAGGCCAAGCCUCCUGUCUGAUGGUUGUGUAGAAAAGGGAAUUUCAGUAAGUGGUGUUUGUCAGGCUGUACAGGGGCCCUGUCUCUUUGUUUCACUUAGCAACCUGAAACACACAAGGGAAAGGGACUUGCUUCUGAGGUUUACUUUAUAAAGUACUAAAGUUGAAAGUUGGCAGGAAAUGGUCAACCUUAGUGAUGAGGUUGCAAGGUUCCUGUUCCUUGAAUGGAAACUUCAGCAGGUGGUGCUUGCAUGCCAAGCAAUUCCUGCUGAAAUAUCUUCUACACAUAUUUCUCCUGACAAUCCUAGCAACUGACUUUAGACAAAUUAAUCACCAUUUAGUGUUCCUAUUCUCUUGUCUGAAUGUGGAAUGAAAAUUGGUUCUAAAUGUCCCCCUCAAGAUUUGUCCAGUUAUCCCAAGUUCAAGGACUAAGGAUGUGUGCAGCUCCGGACGUCAUCGCUGGGCUGCAGACAGGGUUGAACAGUGGUGAGGCAUUGAUGAGAGUUUCAGUCUAACAAGUUUGGAAGUGGUGUGAUGAUAUAGGUGCGUGUGUGUGUGUGUGUGUGUGUGUGUGUGUGUGUGUAUACACAUACACACACACACACACAUAUAUAUACACACACAUAUACACACACACACAUUCAUUCAUUCAUUCAUUCAUUCAUUCAUUCAUUCAUUCAUUCGAUCCUUGCCCUAAAGUAAGGUUCCAGGAAAACAUUAAGCAGUAGGACAGACCUCUGGCUUUCUCUAGAUCAGUGGUUCCCAACCUUUGGUCCUCCAGGUUUUCUGGACUUCAACUCCCAGAAAAUCCCAGCCAGUUUACCAGCUGUUAGGAACUUUGGGAGCUGAAGUCCAAAACACCUGGAGGACCAAAGGUUGGGAACCACUGCUCUAGAUCAGUGGUUCUCAACCUUUGGUCCUCCAGGUGUUUUUGACUUUGAAUUGUGGGAGCUGAAGUCCAAAACACAUGGCGGACCAAAGGUUGGGAACCACUGAUCUAGAUAGAAGAAAGCAUCCUUUGAACUUUAGAUUUGUUAAAUGACAUCUACCAUCAUCCCAGUUGGCGUGAACAUAACGAUGUGGAGAAAUGUAGUCCAAUGCAUCUGAAAGGCACCAGAUGUGUCUAUGGCAAAGGGAAGUCUGUAGUAAGGUAGGAGCAGAUAGACUUUGACCAUGCAGAUAUUUUAGCCGCCAUCAACCCUACUCAGCAUGGCCAUGGUAUCUGCAGUCCAAAACAUCUGGAGUUUCCCUUAUCUCAGAAGAGGCUGCAGAAGUUUUUUCCUUUGAAUGAUGGCACAUGCAGCUGAGUUCUCUGUGUUUACCUUAAGGAAGCCCUGCUCUGUUCAGUGUUGCCUCAUCAGUUCAACAUUUAUCAGGCCCCCAGCUUUUGAAUUAAUUUUGGAAGGAGAAAUCUUGGCUGCACCAAAUUAAUUAUUUUUCACUAGAAUAGAAAUACAAUUCUUUGGAUUUUGUGUUCUUCCCCCAAAGAUUUCUUGCUGCAUUUAAAGGAGCGGGCUUGUAAACUGGCUCACCCUGCCAUUUUUGCCUAACAAGACAGUACAAAAUCUCUGUAUUUUGAUUCCUUCAGUGUAGCUUAUCCGUUCUGACAGUGAGGAUUGUGGCUAUAGUCGCUUUCCUCACCUCAGGCGCAACCAAGGCCUCUGUGGCCUCGGCUACGGCAUAGAAAUCUGUUUAAGGAAUUGUGAUGUUUAUACAAAAUUUCUCAAGAUUUUACACAGAUUUGUAGUAGCUACAGGAGGGAGUAGAAAGCCUAUCUUACACGAUGACUCGCCUUUCAUAGUUGUAAAUUGCUCCUUUUCUAGAGUUUAUCUGUUUAAAAAGAACAUGGCCUGGCAGACAGAGCUGAGGGCCACCAUUGAGCCAAAAGCCUCCUCUCUCCAAGAUAAACCAUGAAUUUGUGGUCUGUCUGAUGAUUUGGACUAUAAUUCCCAUAGUCCUUUAGCCUUGGUGAUGUUAGAUUGGUUUCUGUUCAGAAAGUUAGGAGGGCCAAAGGUUCCCACCUCUGGGGCUGAUCUACACUGCCAUAUAAUCCAGAUCAAUCCACACUAUCUGCUUUGAACUAGAUUAUAUGUGUCUAUACUGCCAUAUAAUCCAGUUCAAAGCAGAUAAUUUGGAUUUUAUAUGGCAGUGUAGAUCCAGCCUGGAUUUCAAUCUUGAAUUGGUCCGUAGUUGCCUUGCAUAUGUGUGUUGGCUUUCCUCUGUUAAAAAACAAGAUGUUAGUAUCUAUUCCGUCAGUUGGGGACUGAGGCCCCCUUCUACACUGCCACAUAAAAUUCAAUUUAUCUGCUUUGAACUGGAUUGUAUGGCACUGUAGACUCAGAUAAUCCAGUUCAAAGCAGAUAAAUGUGGAUUAUCUGCUUUGAUAAUCUGGAUUGUAUGACAGUAUAGAAGGGGUCUAGGGGUCAUUUAAACUGUAGAAAUAAUGUAGUUGGACACUACUUUAACUGCUGUUGCUCAAUGUUGUGGAAUCACAGGAUUCGUAGUUUGGUGAGACACAAGAAUUAUUUGGCAGAAAAGGCCAAAGACCUUGUAAAACUAUGGUUCCCAAUGGCAUCUAGAUACAUUAAUUCUACAGUGUAGAUGCACCCUUGGUGACCUUUAGCUAUUGUGUGUCAAUGGAGCACCAGGCAGGCAGGCUGGAUCUACACUGCCCUAUAUCCCAGGAUCUGAUCCCAGAUUAUCUGUUUUGAACUGGAUUAUAUGAGUUGACGCUGCCAGAAAAUCUGGGAUCAGAUCCUGGGAUAUAGGGCAGUGUAGAUCCAGCUGCAGUUAGUUGCACAAAGUUUCGUUAUCCGUGUGACUAUGUUCACUGUUUACAACAUGGACACUUGAGCCAUGUAGAGAUGUUGUGUUUGGUUGUGUGCUUGAAGUAACACAAUGUGAAGCAAGACCCAGCAUUUUGACUGUGGCCCAGUGUGUUUGUGGUACACACUUUGGAUUUUCUUUACACUGAAAACUACCAAUAAAUUGAUUUGGGUUA